AUGGAUAAUCUCUCAGAGUUGUUAGCGGCCCUUUUCGGGCUCGUCCACGGCCAAUACUUCCAGGAGCCGGAGAAGACCGUGAGCUACUCGCGUGAUCUCGGCGACACCCGCGGUCACUACUCGUUCUCCUACGAGACCGAGGGCGGCAUACUCCAGCGCGAGAGCGGCAGCCGCAAGUACGCCGGCACCUCCGACGAGACGCAGCUCAUCCAGGGCUCCGUGCAGUACAACGCGCCGGACGGCACCCCCAUCGCCAUGAGCUGGACCGCCGACGAGUUCGGCACCCAGGUGUCCGGCACCCACAUCCCCACCCCGCCGCCGAUCCCGCCGGCGAUCCAGCGUGCCCUCGAGUGGAUCGCCAAGCAGCCCAGCACCCCGGAACCGAUCGAGAAGGACAACCCGACGCAGAACGCGGUCCGCCGCGACAGCCGCCAAUACCGAUUACCCUCGAAUAAACGAAACUGAGCGAGCGCGCGUCCGCGCGAAGUAGCGUUAAGUCCGUCCAAAACUGCCUAACUGUGUGUCUCCUGCCGCUUCAUAUAAUACGACGCUUUCAAUAAAAAUUUGUAUUUUUAUAGAAAUUCCCGAGAGAGGAGAUAUUGUGAGUGGAGAUGUAGAUUUUGGCGGGGGUUAUGUCCUUCCUGUACAGCAUUCCCGUAUUAGUCGAGGGGUGGUUUUACUUCCGACAAUAGCGACUCGUCUAUUCUCGUAUAUGCUUUCUCUUCGUAGUUGCGCAUGAUCUCAUAAUCAAACGCAGAAACGUUUUAGAAUGUAAAGAGACGAAUCUUCUUUUUUGUUAUAUAAGCACUUUUGUCACUUUUUUGUCGUUGUCAUCUAGAACUGAAGAUGAAUGACCUACACUCGAUAUGUAUAACAUUCAAGCGUAUGUAAACAAUUGCAUUAAUAAGUGAGAUACACACCGAGAUUAUUUGAUAA
This is a messenger RNA of Wasmannia auropunctata (little fire ant), 936 nucleotides long. It is a transcript of the gene CPR17, whose product is annotated as endocuticle structural glycoprotein ABD-4-like. Gene Ontology annotation, molecular function: structural constituent of chitin-based larval cuticle. Bases 1 to 465 code for a protein of 154 amino acids. Gene Ontology annotation, cellular component: chitin-based extracellular matrix. The record is from RefSeq and is a predicted model, not a curated record. NCBI's taxonomy places the organism in Eukaryota, Metazoa, Arthropoda, Insecta, Hymenoptera, Formicidae. The transcript has 2 exons.